This is a messenger RNA of Paramecium sonneborni, 3451 nucleotides long. Lineage: Eukaryota; Ciliophora; Oligohymenophorea; Peniculida; Parameciidae. The record is from the annotation of a GenBank genome assembly.
AUGUAGUGCACUUAUCACAUUUAAAAUCCCAUUACUUUAAUAUGUAUAGCCCCUCACAAGUGUUAAAGAAAAUUGUGUAUUGAUUGCCAAUAAGACCAUGGGGUUGAAAUUAAACAAACAGUCUCAAUUAAGAAAUUUAAAGAAAUGGCUAUCGUGAAAUUCUAAGAAUUUAAGGUUGAUUUGACACCUGAUUUAAUCAAAUAAAGAAUGGCUUUUAAAUCUCUGGUCUCUUAAACCGAAAAAAUGCUAAAUUAAAUUUGGGAAUAAUUGUAGGAGUCGAUCAAGUAAACUUAUGAUUGGAUUGAAGAGUAGAAUGAAUCAUAUAUUAAUCUUAUUAAUGAAAAUACUAAUAUAGCAGAAUCCUCCUAUGCUUAAAUAGAAAAAUUAAUUACCAUUGUAGAAGGAAAAAAAUUAAUUGAUUGGAACACUUAAAAAAAGGCUUUUAUCGAAAUUUCAAAUGAAGGAAUGAAGAAGAUUUAGUCAUUAAUAAUUAAGUAAGAGAUUAAAUCAAUUUUUAGGAUUUAAUCGAGUUAAUAUCCAAUUAAAUAGAAAAGGUAAGAGAAGCUUUAUGAUAUAUUAGCCUUGAUUUAAGAUGUUGAUAUAGAAAAAUCAAUAUUAAAACUUAUUUUUAAUAGAAAGAGUGAAGAGAAAAUUUUUGAUAUUUUAGAAUUUCUAUCAAAGCCAAAAAAUUUAUAGAUUUACGAAUCUUUUAACAAUAGUAAUUAGUACAACUUUAAGGAUCCUAAAAAUAAUAAUAUCAACCUAUCUCAUCUUUUAAGAAAUAUUUUAGAUCAUUCCUUUAGUAAAAACGAUUAUAGCACAGAAACAUAUAAAAAAGAAAGAUUAAAUCUUAUCAAGAAGAUAGCAGGAAAUAGAAAGAUAAUUGAUUUUCUUAAAUUAUUAGUUCAUCUUACUAGUAUUGAUGAUAAAUUUAUUUAAAGUGGAUCUAAUGCACUAAAUUUAUUGAUCUAGAUUUAAGAAGAUCUUAGUAACCAAAGCUUUGAAGAUAUCAGAAUACGGAAUACUAGUUUGGUUGGUGCUAAUUUUGUAAGAUGUAACUUUAGUAGAUCUGAAUUCGAGAAUGUGGACAUUAGUGGUGUGAAUUUUAAUGGAGCACUACUCUUUAAUUGUAAUUGGAAGAACAUUAAGAUUCAUGAAUUAAACGAGUUGAAUGGUCAUAGAGAUGUUGUACACUAAGUAUGCUUCUCACCAUGUGGAGCUACCUUAGCAUCUGGUAGCAAGGAUAAGUCAAUCAGAUUAUGGGAUGUUAAAACUGGAUAAUAAAAAGCCAAAUUAGAUGGUCAUAGUAAUUUAGUAUUAUCAGUAUGCUUCUCACCAGAUGGAACUACUUUAGCAUCUGGUAGUAAUGAUAACUCAAUCAGAUUAUGGGAUGUUAAAACAGGAUAAUAAAAAGCCAAAUUAGAUGGUCAUAGUAGUUCUGUAUAAUCAGUAUGCUUCUCACCAGAUGGAACUACUUUAGCAUCUGGUAGUGAUGAUAACUCAAUCAGAUUAUGGGAUGUUAAAACAGGAUAAUAAAAAGCCAAAUUAGAUGGUCAUAGUAAUUAUGUAUAUUCAGUAUGCUUCUCACCAGAUGGAACUACUUUAGCAUCUGGUAGUGAUGAUAACUCAAUCAGAUUAUGGGAUGUUAAAACAGGAUAAUAAAAAGCCAAAUUAGAUGGUCAUAGUAAUUCUGUAUAUUCAGUAUGCUUCUCACCAGAUGGAACUACUUUAGCAUCUGGUAGUGAUGAUAAGUCAAUCAGAUUAUGGGAUGUUAAAACAGGAUAAUAAAAAGCCAAAUUAGAUGGUCAUAGUAAUUCUGUAUAUUCAGUAUGCUUCUCACCAGAUGGAACUACUUUAGCAUCUGGUAGUGAUGAUAAGUCAAUCAGAUUAUGGGAUGUUAAAACAGGAUAAUAAAAAGCCAAAUUAGAUGGUCAUAGUAAUUCUGUAUAUUCAGUAUGCUUCUCACCAGAUGGAACUACUUUAGCAUCUGGUAGUGAUGAUAAGUCAAUCAGAUUAUGGGAUGUUAAAACAGGAUAAUAAAAAGCCAAAUUAGAUGGUCAUAGUAAUUCUGUAUAUUCAGUAUGCUUCUCACCAGAUGGAACUACUUUAGCAUCUGGUAGUGAUGAUAAGUCAAUCAGAUUAUGGGAUGUUAAAACAGGAUAAUAAAAAGCCAAAUUAGAUGGUCAUAGUAAUUCUGUAUAUUCAGUAUGCUUCUCACCAGAUGGAACUACUUUAGCAUCUGGUAGUGAUGAUAAGUCAAUCAGAUUAUGGGAUGUUAAAACAGGAUAAUAAAAAGCCAAAUUAGAUGGUCAUAGUAAUUCUGUAUAUUCAGUAUGCUUCUCACCAGAUGGAACUACUUUAGCAUCUGGUAGUAAUGAUAAGUCAAUCAGAUUAUGGGAUGUUAAAACAGGAUAAUAAAAAGCCAAAUUAGAUGGUCAUACUAGUUAUGUAUUUUCAGUAUGCUUCUCGCCAAACGGAGCUACUUUAGCAUCGAUAAGUCAAUCAGAUUAUGGGAUGUUAAAACUGGAUAAUAAAAAGCCAAAUUAGAUGGUCAUACUAGUGAUGUCAACUCAGUAUGCUUUUCACCAGAUGGAACUACUUUAGCAUCUGGUAGUAACGAUAAGUCAAUCAGAUUAUGGGAUGUCAAAACAGGAUAAUAAAAAGCCAAAUUAGAUGGUCAUACUAGUACUGUCCAUUAAGUAUGCUUCUCAAUAAAUGGAACUACUUUAGUAUCUGGUAGUGGUAGUGGAGUUUCUUUUAUUAAGGGAGAUAACUCAAUAAGAUUAUGGAAUGUUAAAACUGGAUAAUAAAAAGCCAAAUUAGACGGUCAUAGUGGUCGUGUGUCAUCAAUAUGCUUCUCACCAGAUGGGACUAAUUUAGCAUCUAGUAGUUGGGAUUUGUCAAUCAGAUUAUGGGAUGUUAAAACAGGAUAAUAAAAAGCCCAAUUAGAUGGUCAUUCUAAUUGUAUAAACUCAGUAUGCUUCUCACCUGAUGGAACUACUUUAGCAUCUGGUAGUAGUGAUAACUCAAUACGAUUAUGGAAUGUUAAGACUGGAUAAUAAAAAGCCAAAUUGGAUGGUCAUACUAAUUAUGUCAAAUCAGUAUGCUUCUCACCAGAUGGAACUACUUUAGCAUCUUGUAGUGAUGAUAACUCAAUCAGAUUAUGGGAUGUUAAAACUGGCUAAUUUAUUUUGCCUUCAGAUAAAAAAUAUUAAGAUCUUUUAGUUUAAUUUAUAUAACCCUUAUAUUAAAAUAUUUAUAUUGCAGAUGGUACCAAUUAUUAUUAUAUUUUUAGCAAAUUCUCAUAUUAAUAUUCUAUUAAUAUCUUAAUAAGCUAUAUUUUAAGCAAGAGGUGCUCUAAUUUUAUAAGGAUAUUUUGCAAAUCAAUCAGGAAUAGAUUUAAAAUUAUUAUUCAAAUAAAAAGGAAGUAUAUUUUUAGAGAGUAAUCUGA